CGAAUUACAUUCUUCAACUUAGGUUUUUUUUGUUCUCUCCGAUCAGAUCCACCAGUUGCAAGGAGAAAGGUGAAACUGAAAUUCUCAACACCUUCCUUACCCGGCCGAUCUCUAUUCCGCCGCGAUGUCUCUCCGCCGAUCUGUGCUCGGUCUCCACCGCCAAACCCACAACCUGUCUCUCUCAAAGUCUUUUCCUUUCUCGGUGAGUAAUGUCUCCUCCCCUUCCGCAUCCGCCGUCUCUGCCGCCUCCGCCGCCUCCGCCGCCGUGAGAAACCCAAUUGGAAGAGACCUCUCCUCGAUCGCCUUUGCCCUAUCCCAGAAACUGAAAACGGAAUCUGGGAAUCUCGUCACCGAUCGUUCGAUUUCUUCCAUUGGGCAAUCUAAUCUCGGCAGGGCAACGAACUUGUCUCGUCUCCAAUCUUCUCGAGGUUACAGUAACGCACCUUCCUUACCGAAAAUCCAUUUACUGUAUCACAUAAAUGAAGGAAUGGAAGAAAUUUUGGCGGAUUAUGUUCACCAAGAAAUGACCCGGAAUUUGAUGGUGAUCUCUUUGGGAUUGUUCCAGUUUAUCGUUCUCAAAGAUGUUUUCUUGUUUCUGUUCUUCUGAACAAGAAAACAUCUCUUGGAAUAGUGACCCAAAAAAUGCUUCCUUUAUUCUUCAUCUUUUUCUAUGAAUAAGAACAUCGAUGCAAGCGCAUCCUAACCUUGAAGCUUCCUUGUGUUGGUUCAGUAUGUGCAAGGAUUUAGUUAUAUUCGCUAAGUGUGUUUGAUGCAUGUUUUCUUUCCUGUUUUCGAGUCGGGAGUAUGUUUCUAAGGGGAUAUUAAGACUCUCUCUGUUAAGCUUUGGAUUGAAUAAUAAAGAGAAGUUUUCUCAGCUCUCUUCUUUGUAAUUUCAUCAAAUUUGUGAUCUGAGUUGAGCGUAAUUAUUCUUA
Molecule: messenger RNA, 932 nt
Organism: Eutrema salsugineum
Lineage: Eukaryota; Viridiplantae; Streptophyta; Magnoliopsida; Brassicales; Brassicaceae
Product: succinate dehydrogenase subunit 4, mitochondrial
Exons: 1
Coding region: 125-607 (160 amino acids)
Biological process (GO): mitochondrial electron transport, succinate to ubiquinone; tricarboxylic acid cycle
Cellular component (GO): mitochondrial inner membrane
Source: RefSeq, a predicted model, not a curated record